This is a messenger RNA of Notothenia coriiceps (black rockcod), 516 nucleotides long. It is a transcript of the gene rplp1, whose product is annotated as ribosomal protein lateral stalk subunit P1. Gene Ontology annotation, cellular component: cytosolic large ribosomal subunit; ribosome. Gene Ontology annotation, biological process: cytoplasmic translation; translational elongation. Bases 140 to 478 code for a protein of 112 amino acids. Gene Ontology annotation, molecular function: protein kinase activator activity; ribonucleoprotein complex binding; structural constituent of ribosome. The transcript is spliced from 4 exons. The record is from RefSeq and is a predicted model, not a curated record. Lineage: Eukaryota; Metazoa; Chordata; Actinopteri; Perciformes; Nototheniidae.
UCACGUCCCUUUUCCACUACAGGAAGUCAACGUGCCUAAGGUGCUCGGUUCUUCACCAGAAGCUAAGGCCCGAAAUCCGGCGACUAGCACCCUCACAUUUAGGCAUCCACUUCCAAAAAUACCAAAUCUAGCAUCUACAAUGGCAUCCGUAUCUGAGCUCGCUUGCAUUUACUCUGCUCUGAUCCUCCACGACGAUGAAGUCACCGUCACCGAGGACAAGCUGAAUGCCCUGAUCAAGGCUGCUGGAGUCACAGUGGAGCCUUUCUGGCCAAGUCUGUUUGCCAAGGCUCUGUCCAGCAUCGACAUCGGCAGCCUGAUCUGCAACGUUGGAGCCGGAGGUGGAGCUCCCGCUGCUGGAGGAGCACCUGCUGCCGGAGGAGCACCUGCUGCUGAAGCCCCAGCCAAGGAGGAGGAGAAGAAGGAAGAGUCUGAGGCCGAGGGAUCCGAUGAUGACAUGGGCUUCGGUCUCUUUGAUUAAAAUGUUUUUGUAAUAAAAAAAACAGUAAUACAAAAAUA